ACAUAUUAGAGCAUGGCACUAACAGUAUGUAUGUACAUACACAUACACAUAUGUGUAUGCACAUAAUAUAAACUCGUGUUGUAACGAUGCAUGAACAGGACAAUAUAUACAUAAUAUUUUUCUCGAAUUGAAAGACAAGUGUAUAAUAAAAAUGAUGGACUAUCAUGAAAUGUUACAUUGUCUAAUAAUCGUCGAAAAAAAUACAAGCAAUGAAGAAAUUGAAAACUUCGACGACAGUUUACAACGAAUUUUGCAAAAACUACAGUUAAAUUUCGAAAAUGUUGACAAACAAUUUAUGACAGAAGAUAAUGAAAAUGAGAACGAAUCUCAAGAUAUCAGAUAUCAGUAUGUACGCACAAUUGUGUAUAUAUUACAAAAAUUGAAAACAUCCAUAAGCGAGAACAAUGAAUCUUUCUUAAGCGUUCAGCAGUUUCAUGAUCUAAAAGUUGCCAUAGAGUUGGUAACUGCAAUGGGAAUCAUACCUGGUCUUUUACCAGGUGUUGGACUCGAUAUGGCUAAAUUAUGUCCUAGAGCUUUGCAGAUAUGCAAAAAGGAUACGACAGCCGUACAAAGGUACAGAAUACAAACUUUCACGGUUUCUUCUCUUAUGGAUCUGUGCAAUGAAAUUACGUUUCGCCCGGCAAUAAUAGCUCAAAUAGGUCCAUUACUUGCGGCACUUCUACAAUUAGGAUAUGCUCCGUUGGUAAAGCCAAACGAUACAAAUGAAAAUAAUGGGACAUUCAAAAUGACAACAGAUCUAUAUGAAAAGCUAAAAGAAGAUCAAGAAAAAUUUGUUUCUUUACUACAUCGGUUAUUAAAUCUUUGUCCCGUGUCAACAAGUAUGAAAAACUUGAUGGUAAUUCUUGGUAUUAAAGGAGCUCCAAAAUGGCUUCAGAGAGAAACUCGUAAACAUCUAAUUCGACAAAUUAUGCAGCCUAAUGGAGUUGUUUCGAUCAUAGCUGCUAUAUGCGAGGAUACAUUGGACGUUGGGGAAGAUUGGAAUAAAUUGGAUACUGUUUCCAGAUUAAUAACUACCUCGCAUGGAGAAAAUCCUGACGACUACUACGGUGCUAUAUGCCCACAAAUUCUAGAAAUCUUAGCGAGCAAACAACUAAAUCAUUCGUCAACAAUAGCAAACUGUUGUAUUAAAGCGCUUUACAACAACAAUCCUGACGUAUGCGUUAAAAGUAUUAUAGAUAAAAUAUGUAAUCCCUUGAUUAUACAUCCAUCUAAGAUGGAACAAAAUAUAAAUAUAAGUGAGAAAGAAGUAGAGGGAUGUAUAGAGAAUUUGACGAAGUGUUUUAUAAUAACAGAAGCAAAAUUUAAACAUUUACCUUGUAAAGUUUUAGGAAAAAUAGUUAUUCCACUAUUUUGCAUAUACAACGAUAUCAGAUUAAGCGCUUGUAUAUUAAAAUCUAAGAUUAAACAGCUCCUAUUGAGAAUUUUACACGAAGAGCCGCAAAAGAAUCAGCUUUUUGCCGAGAUUCUUGGACAUAAAUUAAUUCAACAUUUUGGACAUCGUAUAGCAUCAAGGUUUGGACCAACAGGUGGAAUUGAAAUUAUCGGAAUGGAGGAGGCUUUAAAUUAUGAACGAUUUGCAGAUAGUUUGCUAGAUUUAACAUCAACUAGCGAUGAAUUGUCGACUGCGCUAUUUUUAUAUUUGUUAGAAUUUUUAUCAAAUUUAAUGAAACUAGAAUGUAAGGAAGGAACUCGCGAUUUACUAGAAACAGAAAAUGAUACAUUUGAAAAACUUCAAAAUCAGUUGGUAUCUGUGAAACUUUUAUCAAGUUUAUCUAAUAUGUCUGCUGUGCAAGAAGCACAAAUAGAAAAUCCAGAGCCAAUGUUUUCAUUUAUAAAAUCACUGUUUAUUGAAUAUAACAAGGAAAGGCAAAUGUUGCCGGCAAAUGAUGAUUGUGAGAUUCUGUAUGUCAGUUUGAUGUUGAUAAAAAUAAUUUUGAGCGAAAGAAAAAGAGCUCUAAAUUUGCCAGCAUUUAAUGAAUUUAAAUUAUUUUUGGAAGAAUGUUGCACCGUUUCGAACAUGCCGAUGCAAUUGCUAUUGUUGAUCAAAGAACUCGUUGAACUCAUCGAAAGUCAAGGUCAACCGGAAAGAAAAAAUUAUCAAGAUCUAUCAAUUGAAUGUAAGACGACUAAAAAAUUCGAGGAGGCGCUUAAAGAUCUCACCGACCCCUUACUUCCAGUACGAGCGCAUGGUCUUAUGAUUCUUACGAAACUGAUAGAAACCAAGGAUCCUUGUGCUAUAGCCAGACAAACGGUGGUCCUUGAAAUAUUUAAAGAAAGUUUGAAACACGAAGACUCGUUUAUAUAUCUGGCAGCCGUUAAUGGGCUGUGUGCUCUGGCUACUUCGUAUCCGCAAGUUGUUAUUGAAACAUUAGUGCACGAGUACAUUGACAUGCCACAGCGUACUUCAACGGAUGAAAUUGCUGUGGAAACGAGAACUAAACUAGGAGAAAUACUUGUUAAAGUAACUCGAGGAUUAGGUGAAAUGGCAACAGCAUACAAAAAUAUUCUAAUAAAUGGAUUUUUGUGUGCAACGCGAGAUUCCGAUUCCUUGGUGCGUGCGUCUAGUCUUUCCUGUUUAGGGGAAUUAUGCAAAGUAUUGGGUUUUCGACUUGGAAAUAUUAUUACCGAGGUAUAUUUAUUAUUUCUCAGAUAUCCAACUUGUUUGAAAUUAAUCAGACUCGAAUGUGUUUUAUAUAUGCGAUUUCAGGUGAUUUAUUGUAUAAGUUGCAUAAUAAAAACGGAUAAAGCUGCCGAAUGUCGACGAGCCGCAGUUAUGGUUAGUACGUUGUUGCUCCGCGGUCUUGGAAAAGAUACGUUAACAGAUCUUGGAAAGGAUUUGGUCGAUUUGUAUCGCGGUCUAAAACAUUUACGAGACAACGACGAAGAUCCAGUUUUGCGUUUGCACGCACAGUUGUCUCUGGAAGAAUUGGAUCAGAUCGUUCGAGACUACUUGUUCUUGCCGCCAAAGCUUGAGAAAAGGAUAUUUCUAUUGGGCGAUUCGUAACAGUUGAUCCAGUUAUCUUAAGAUAUUGUCCGACGAUUAUUUGUACCCCUUUAUUUUCUAUAAAGAAUAUUUAUAUCCAAUACUUCGCACGUUAUUACACAAUUUGUGAUAUUUAAAUGAAUAAAAAGUAAGUAAAAAAUA
This is a messenger RNA of Megalopta genalis, 3166 nucleotides long. NCBI's taxonomy places the organism in Eukaryota, Metazoa, Arthropoda, Insecta, Hymenoptera, Halictidae. The record is from RefSeq and is a predicted model, not a curated record.